UAUGUGCACACCUAUUUAUGACAUUCUUGUUCAUACCUUAAAUCAGUACACUCUUUCCUUUUUUCAGUUAGUUGGUCUGUUCUAAAAAUUCCUUUUGCCAACUGUGGAACUAUUGAAUAAAAAAAGUGAAAUUCAUAUAUAAUUCUAGUGGAAGAGGCGGCGCGGAGCAUAUAUAUAGAGAAGAUGGCCGGAGGCGGCGGAGGAAGGUCACUGGAGCAAACUCCGACGUGGGCCGUCGCCGUUGUUUGCUUUGUUCUUGUUUCCGUUUCCAUCGUCAUCGAGUAUAUCAUCCAUUUAAUAGGAAAGUGGCUGAAGUCGAAACACAAAAGGGCUUUGUACGAAGCACUCGAGAAGGUCAAAUCAGAGUUGAUGCUGCUAGGGUUUAUAUCCUUGCUGCUGACAGUAGGGCAAAGCCCAAUCUCGGACAUAUGUAUAUCAGAGGAGGUGGGCGCCACGUGGCACCCAUGCAGCAAGAAACAAGAGAAAUAUUAUUACAAGGAUCCCGUCCUCGGAGACGAAAGCCGCCGGAAACUUCUUACCGCCGGCGGCGGCAGCUUACGGCGGAACUUGGCAGCUGCCGGAACUGAUAACUGCGCAGCCAAGGGUAAAGUGGCGUUUGUGUCUGCUGAUGCAAUCCAUCAGCUACAUAUUUUCAUAUUUGUUUUGGCUAUUUUUCAUGUCCUCUACUGCAUUCUUACCAUGGCCCUUGGAAGAGCUAAGAUGAGAAGAUGGAAGGCAUGGGAAAGAGAAACAAGAACAGCUGAAUACCAAUUCUCACACGAUCCGGAGAGAUUUAGGUUUGCAAGAGAAACAUCGUUUGGGAGAAGGCACUUGAGCUUCUGGAGCAAAACUCCCAUUUUGAUGUGGAUCGUUUGUUUUUUUAGGCAAUUCGUGAGAUCUGUUCCGAAAGUCGAUUAUUUGACUCUACGUCACGGAUUUAUCAUGGCACAUUUGGCACCACAAAGCCACGCCAAAUUUGAUUUUCAGAAGUAUAUCAAUCGGUCACUCGAAGAGGACUUCAAAGUUGUUGUCGGAAUUAGUCCCCCUAUCUGGUUUUUUGCCGUGCUGUUCCUACUUUUUAACACUCAUGGGUGGUAUUCGUAUCUAUGGCUGCCAUUCAUCCCAUUGAUUAUAAUAUUGCUGGUAGGGACGAAACUACAAGUGAUAAUAACGAAAAUGGGAUUAAGGAUUCAAGAGCGGGGCGAGGUGGUUAAGGGUGUGCCCGUGGUUCAACCCGGAGACGACCUUUUCUGGUUCAACCGCCCUCGUCUCAUUCUUUACCUCAUUAAUUUUGUACUUUUUCAGAACGCAUUUCAGUUGGCCUUCUUUGCCUGGACUUGGUACGAAUUUGGGUUAAAAUCUUGUUUCCAUGAAAAAGUUGAGGAUAUCAUAAUCAGAAUCUCAAUGGGGGUUAUCAUACAGAUCCUUUGCAGCUAUGUCACUCUCCCACUUUAUGCCCUUGUCACUCAGAUGGGAUCAUCGAUGAAACCGACGAUAUUCAACGAACGAGUGGCAGCGGCGCUAAAGAACUGGCACCACACCGCCAAGAAACACAUCAAGCAAGCCAAGCACCACCAACAUUCGGGGCCCACCACCCCGAUGUCGAGCCGGCCCGCCACCCCCUCCACCGGCAUGUCUCCGGUGCACCUGCUCCGCCACCACCGGAGCGAAACGGAGACAUUUGAAUCCCCGACAAAGUCACCAAACCAUGAUAUUGACGUGGACCGUUGGAUCACCGUGGGCCCGCCCCCACCCAAUAAUCACAUUGAGUUAGGUUUACUGGAGCGUGUGGCGGAGGAGCUCCAUCGCCAUGAGAUCACCGAUUCGCGCCACGUGGCGGCGCCACGUGAGCAGCACGAGAUCGAUGUUGAUGGCGGCUUAAUGAUGCCUAAGGACUUUUCGUUUGAUAAGAGAUCAGCUAGUAAAUAA
Messenger RNA from Erythranthe guttata (spotted monkey flower), 1929 nucleotides. RefSeq names its product MLO-like protein 12. Lineage: Eukaryota; Viridiplantae; Streptophyta; Magnoliopsida; Lamiales; Phrymaceae. Gene Ontology annotation, cellular component: membrane. Gene Ontology annotation, biological process: defense response. The record is from RefSeq and is a predicted model, not a curated record.